CUUCAGUAUUCCUAAUUAGAAAGAGUCUGCCUAUAGACUACCUUUCCCCACGCUGUGUCCCUAUAAAUAAAUGUCAUCAUUUAUAAUCAAUUGAAUUAACAUACGUCAUUUUUGACGCCAUCCAUUUCAAGGUACUGUUACUCAACAGGGAAGGUCAUCCAUUCGUUUUUUUUUGCCAAUACGCCCCUUGUUGUGGUCACACACAAGAAAUCGUCAUUAUUUUAAUUUUCAAACCCCAUUUGUUUUUCCCCCUACACCCUCUCAUGCUAAAAAAGGCCGAGGUCAUUGGGUUUCAUCCAAGAUAUUUUCCAUUUUUCUUUCUUCUUUUUACAUAUUUUUAAUAACUAGUUCAAUGGCACACAGAGAGGGCAUUACCACGGAAACACAUGACUGGACCAUGGUGAAAGCCUCUAGCAUUGUCAAGGAUCAGAAAGUGAUAACCAUUGAAGGGUCUUUACCCGUGGAAGAAGCAUGCAAUGUGCUCAUCAACAACAACAUUUCCUCAGCUCCCGUGUAUGACGCUCAAGUCAGAGAAGCCAACCACAGCGCCAUUAUUCACCCUCGCUCCUACGUAGGCAUGUUUGACUAUGGGGACGUGAUUGCCUACAUCUUGCUUGUCCUCCAAAACAUGCCCCCACCGGGUGAAGACGACGACGAGGAGUUUUUGGAGCAAAGAGAGCAAAAACCAUUAGCUGGAGAAAAUCUGACUUUUGAAAUCAAGGAUAUCGUACGUCGUGCUUUGCAAGGAGAGGAAAUACCUGUAAAAUUAGCCAGUGAUCUCUCACAAAAGAAUCCGUUUUAUUCAAUUCUUCCUGAGGCCACUUUAUUAUCUGCAGUAGAAGAAUUCGCAUAUGGCACACACAGAGUUUGCGUAUUAAACCCCGAUGGAUCUAUCAAGGGUAUUCUUUCACAAUCUACUGUAGCAAGAUACAUUUAUGACAACCAGCGUCAUUUCCCAGAUAUCGAAAUUAUGAUGAACAAAACUCUUCGUCAAUUGGGAUUGGGAGAGUCAGAUGUUAUUGCAGUUAAUGCGGAUUCGCCGGUACUUGACGCACUUUCACUUAUGAGCAAACAUGGUGUUUCCUCUGUCGCUGUUUUAGGGCACAUGGGUAUUAUUCUUGGUAACAUUAGUAUGACAGAUGUCAAGCACGUCAUGAAGAGUUACCGUCACCAACUGUUGUGGAAAACAUGUUUUCAAUUUGUUAGCCUUGUACGUACAGAGCAAGGCAUUGAUGAUGGACAGGACCGAUUGCCUGUAUUUGAUGUCCGUUUAGAUACAACCUUUGGUUUUGCCAUUGCCAAAUUAUUGGCCACCAAAUCUCACCGUGUUUGGGUCCUUGAUGAACGGGAAAGAGCCAUUGGCGUUGUCUCUAUCACCGAUGUCAUGCGUGCUAUUGCUUCUAGUGCUGGUGUCGAGGUUAAACCUCAUCGUGGAAAAUCUGCCUCAAGAAAUUCAUCCCCCUAACUUUUUUCUUACUGCUACAUAAAACCCAGCAAAAAAAAAAAAUAUAAUUAAAUUUUCUUUUCUCUCUCCUUAA
Messenger RNA from Mucor mucedo, 1538 nucleotides. RefSeq lists its product as uncharacterized. The record is from RefSeq and is a predicted model, not a curated record. Bases 353 to 1465 code for a protein of 370 amino acids. NCBI's taxonomy places the organism in Eukaryota, Fungi, Mucoromycota, Mucoromycetes, Mucorales, Mucoraceae. The transcript has 10 exons. Gene Ontology annotation, molecular function: protein serine/threonine phosphatase inhibitor activity.